CUGCGAAGCGGUACAAAAAAUACGUACAUUUUCUAAAUGAAACAUGAAUGAUUUGUAAACAUGGAGGAUAAGUCAAGCGAGCAUCUACAUCUCAUUUAAUUAUGUAAUUCGUAAUAACAUCUUAUAAGUUGCUUUUCAGUUUAUUUCGCGAAUGUGGACCUCGAUUUGAGAAACCGACUUUUGUUUUGCCAUGAAGAUAAUAUACGCCGUAUUUUACUCUGGAGUCCCUUGACCAAUAUUGUAAAAAUGGGCACAGAGGUGCCUAAAACUCAAGAUUCAAGUGGAGAUUCUGUUUCAAAUAGUGAAUCUGAGACAAGUUCAAGUGACACCUCAGGCAGUGAUUGGGAGUGCACAAGCAACAAAGAACCAAACACUCGGAAACCACACUUCUCAGUCACAUCAAGUGAAACAGGCUUAAAACUGAAAAUUGCAGCUAUACCAAGAAAGGUAACACCAAAAAAAGCUAUUAAGCCCAACACAAGCAGUAAGAAGAAUGAAUCAAUAUCCAAAAAUCAAAACCAGAAAGAGAAGACGAAAAAAAAGUUAUCUGAGAGCAGUUCAAGUUCAGAAUCAUGCAGUAAAUGUUCAACGGAUUCUUCAAGUGAAGAUGACUUGCCAUUAAAGGCUGUAAAGAAGUCAAUACCUAAUAAAAAUUCAACACAAAAGAACUCUAAUAAAAAUACAAACAAAAGUGGUAGUGAUUGUAGUGACAGGGACAAAUCAUGUGUAAAGACAAAUGUGAAAAAGAAGUGUGAUGAUGAAUCAAACCAAGACAAUAAUUCUAAAAAGGGAUGCCAGAGAUCUAAGUUCGCAUCAUCAACGACUGAGAAUGUGGUAUGUGGCAGCAGUUCGUCAUCGACCACCUCGUCGUCAUCCUCGUCUUCAUCUUCAUCAUCAUCAUCUUCAUCGGACUCGGACACAGCGGAGGUCGCGGGCGGCCCCACUAAUAACCAGCCCGAUGACACGAACGUUGUUCUGGCCGCUGCGUGUCAAUUGCAGGUCAUAGACGACGCGGACCUUGCGGAACUAUUUCCAGAACAAACAUCGAGCGCGCCGGUGCAGCAGCCAAACUUCUCCACAUUCUCGGUUCACAACGCUUCGCCAGAUAACGAUGACAAAUCUAUCGCUGACAAUGGUGAUGGAUCCGGUAGUGAGAUGGAAUUAACGCCUCAAUUAGUGACCGCAGCAAUUCAGAGAGCUACGGCAGAAUCAUCUGGAUCUGAUAAUGAUUGUUCCAAUUCUGAUACGAUCAAUCAAAAUCCUUCUCAUUAUGCUUCUAGCUUGUUGCAACAGUUUGUUGCGCAGACUCAACUUCUCAGUAGUUCUGCGUCUAUAACAAGCAUCAAUAAUGCAACAGCAUUGGCACCACUUAGUGGGAGCCAAAUAGAAAAUGUUGCCUCCAUCAGCGACUGUGUGCUUGGACAAAUAAAUAGUCUCCCAGAUAUUACUACAACAUUUUUAAGUAGUAAUCAGCAUUUAAGCCCUCAACAGUCUGAAGAGUUAAGGCAAAUUAAUAAAGACCUUGAAGAAAUUAGUUCUGUGGCUGAAUCUGUGGAUAUAUCUCUUCAUAAUCCGCCUAGCUUAGAAGAUGACAUUAUGAGCAUGGAAAUAACAGCUGGAGGUUCAGAACUAGUUAACCCGAAUGAUCUAUUAAAACAUUCUCCAUUAAACGAUGUUAGUUCUGAUAGUAAUGCCUUGAAUCAAGUAGAUCCUAAUAAACUCGAUGCAAUAAGUAUGAAUUCAGUUGAAUCUCAAGAUGAUGCCGGAAAUUCUGUUGUGGAAUCUAGAAGAAAACGUGGCAGGCCAAGAAAGGUUAGAAAAUUAGUAGAAUACGCCAAUCAAGGUUGUGAAUCUCGGAUGCAGGACAAAUCGGCUGUUAAUGUGAUAAAUGAGUUCAAUUCAAAUGAUCCGCCUAAUGUAUCUCCAGACUCAGGAAUUUUAUCUAAUCAUAAUUCGCCAACUCACUCGCCCUUACGAAGGCAUGACAUCGAUGAUGUCAAUAGUAGACACGGAAGAAAAUCUAUUCUAAAGGAAAAUAAUACAAAGACUAGAAAAAAUGCACGGUCUAAAUCUAUGACACGGUCAAGAACUCAUAAUAAAUCAGAUUCUAGUGACUGUGAUUUUAGAAAAAAGAAAAUAGAAAAUGAAAUCAAACAAAUAAAAACUGAAGCACCGUCGCCAGUUCCACUAAAACAGGAACAAAAUAAAUUUGAAAAAACUAAGAGAAACGAUCGUAAGCUCGAUAUUGCUGCUUUAGACAGAAUGCUGUAUGCAACGGAUCGAGUAUUAUACCCACCUCGUAAAAAAGUAGGAAGAAAACCGCAAUCGAAACCAAAAACUACAAAACCGACUGCUAAAGCAUUAAAAGAUAAGAACCAGUAUAAUUCACCUGACAGUGAUAAUGACUCUAUUUCUCCCAAUAGAUCUGUAUUGUCUGGUGUAUACGCAAAAAGAAAAGAACUGAAUAGCAAACUUGCUAAUUUACCAAGGAAAAAUAACAAAGUCAUUAAUAAUUCUUGGAGGGAUAAUCAAAGUGAAAACGAAGCAGCAGAUGAUCUAAUAGAUCCAACUUGGAAGCAAAUAGAUUUGCAUCCAAGAUUUAAGGAUAUUCUGUCAGGUUAUAAGAGCGAUUACGAAUUUAAACCCUAUAAAAGUUGUAGUAAAGUUAUAGAGUCUGGAUAUAGAAGCGAUUAUGGAUGCAGAUCUGGGUAUAAAAGUGACCAUUAUCGCUCCGGAUAUAAAACAGAUUUUAAAUCAGGAUACAAAACAGAUAAAUCAGGUUAUAAGACUGACUAUAGUGUAAGAAGUUCACGAAGGCCAAUGAAAAAAUUGAAGAAAUCUAGGUCAGUUCGAAAUAGAUCCUAUUAUAAAAAUCAAAAACAUUUUGUUUCUGACCAAGACAUCAUAUUACUAACUAACAAAACAUUUAGUAGUUUGACGCUUGGACAUAGUUCAAGUGAUUCUGAACGGGAACCUUUUUUACGAAAACCAAGUGCCAGCCCUAAAUAUGUUAGUGUUUGUACGAAAUACCCUAUGCCAUCUAAAUAUGAUUAUAGUUACAAAAAAAUGAGUCGUAAAAGUAUCUUAAGACCAAAUUCAACAGAUCCGUUUGCACCUGGACCAGUUUUCAGUGGCUUACAAAGGCCAAUUACGACUUAUAAUAUAUUUAAAGUCAGUCAUAAUAAUAAUAACUCCCUAUUAAAAUCUCCAUCUAAAGUCAAUUAUACCAAUGGUCGCCUACCUUCGCUUAAGCCCACUUUCACGCAGAAAUUUGGAGUUUCGCCUAUCACCUCCGUUAAACUAUCAAAGAAAGAUCCCGAUUCGAAACAUCCUUCAAGAAAUCUUUCUCCCAAAAAUAGAAAACUAUUAAAAAGUAGUACAACAGCACAGCGUUCUAAAAAAGAAAGUCCGAAGCAGUUGCCGAGUAUAUUUGAAAAAGCGAAAAAUUCUUAUAUACCAAAUAAAGAAUUAUCAAGAAAUGUUUUUCUCAACUUCAAAAAAUCAUUUAUUAAACCGACUUAUCAUAUUAAAAAACACAGGCCUGUCGUGCUCGCUCCGCCUAAAAUUAAUUUAAAACCAAUAGAAAGGCCAUCACGUAUAACAAUAAAAACUGAAAAUAAACAUCAUAAGCAUAGAAGUAGAAGAAGGCAUAGAUCAAGGUCAGUUUCUAGAUGCCGCGAUUCAUAUAAUAAUCGUAGCAUGGCAGAAACGCUGGAUCAGAAGUUUAAUAAUGAUAUGGAUAAUCUCAUAACAAGUUUUAUUAAACUGUGUCAAAUAGCCCCUAAAUUUAUCAGUUCUGUGUCAUCUAGCCCUAGAAGUACAGAAAAAGAAAAAAUAUUACCUGAAACUGUGGCAACAGCUAAGGUUGUAAAGCGAGCUUCUAAAAAGCGAAAAACUUCUGAUAAUCCAGAGAUUGCCACCCCGACUUCUAAACGAAGACACAAAAAGCAGUUGAUGGAAUCUCACAAUAAAGGUGGCAAGGAGACUAACGAACAUAAGUUACCUCUUAAAAAGAGACAUUACCACAUAAACUCAUCCACAACUUAUUCUUUAAGUCUAAGUUUAGUAACAACAGAAUUCGAAGAACAUUCAAAAAGCGGUACAAGCCCAGAAAAGUUUUUAUGUACCGAAACAGACUGUCUCGUGGAUAUUACCGAUUCUCAAGAAUCCUCUGAAUCAAAAAAUAUAAAUGAAAAAAUAAAAAAGAUUCACGAAAUUUCUAAAAAUGUAUUGUCGCCUAAUGAUAGUGAUUCUAAAAGUUCUACUUCAUUUAUCAAAGAAGUAAACGAAAGUCUAGAAAAUUCUCCAAAAAAAGAAGAUGACAAUUAUCAUUCAUCUACAACUGAUGGAAGCCCAAGUAUUCUAGAUGUUGCAGAUGUUGAAAUGCUGAUUCAAAAACCUUCAUCGGACCAAUCGGAAUUCUCUAAGAAAAUAUAUGAAACGUCCGAAAAACUUAAAGCGGUUCAUAAAAUGGUUCACGAAUUGGAAAAAUCGUUACCAAAGUCCAAAGAGGACGAAACAAAUAAUACAAAAUUAGAAGCUCAUAGAGUCUCUUCUCCCAGAUCGGAAAAUAAACCAUUACCGGUACGGAAUACAAUAGUCACACCUAAAAAAAGACAUAGACUGGAAGCUGAAAAGGUUUUACCAAAUUCGAAUUUAGACCAAGUAGCACAGUCACUCUCAAAAAAAAUAUUGGAUGAAAAAGGUUCUCAAGCAAACAGUAUCAAUGAUAAAAAUUUAGAUUCAUUGAGUCUUGAUAAAAAAGAAGUCGACAAAACAAAUAUACCAGCGCCCAAUACUUCAGAAAGUGGUGCAUCUGUAGACCCUUUGAAAAGCAUGUCUGCUCGUUCUCUUUACAAAAGUGCUAUUCUUCCACAACAAAAAUCUGAAAUAAUGACACGAAAGAAAAAUAGACUUGAAGGUCUUACAAGCAACUUGGUUUCAAAGAUAAGUCCUAGCGCGGCUACAAAAGUACUAGACACACUUUUAAAUAAUAAUAUUCGAAAAUCAAUAGAGUCUCGCAUACUUGAAAAGGAAAAGACUAACAUAAGCGAAAGUACAGUAAAAUCAAUUGAUGAUAAAGGUAAAGGGAAAGAUUCAUGCCCGAUCAAUACUAGGGCUAGUGUAAUUAAAUCUCCUGUCUCAAAGUGCAAAUUGUUGGAAACGAAAAAAGCUAAAACACCGGAUAGAGCGGUUCCUACCAUUAUUGUGAAUGAAGAUAAACCUACCGGUAUCUUUGAGCCUUCCGUUGAUCUAGAAGAUCAAAUACCAAAGUCUUCUAUAAGCGUAAGUAAUAUUUUAGUAGACGCACAGAGAACUAAAAAUAAACUGAAGACAAGUGACAAGAAUGCGAAUUCCUUGUUGGUUCAUAUUGACACUGAAUCUGAAAUUCCCCUAGCUUUAAUUUCGGAAACACCUGAUCCAAUUAUUAGACCUAAAAGGGGAGAAUCAAUAGCAGCAGUUAUUUCUGAUAAAAUUCAAGAAACUAACACAGGACACAAUCUUCGACAACCUAAAAGAAAUUUGACCAGUGAUAGUGACGACACUAAUGAUAAAAAAAAGAAGAAAACUAGUAACAGUAUUAUUAGGGAAAGUAAAUUAGUUUUGCCACAAAAAAUAUUAAUGCCUAAAGUGCAAGCGGAAAGACUUCAUAUAACAGAGGUGGAGAAGAAAUCAAAUUCUCAAGCCACAAAUGUUGUUGAAUCGGUGUCCAAUGAUGCUAAAUCUAUGGAUUCUUUAAAAAAGAAGACAAGGCGACGUAAAGCAUUCAACCGUACAGGUUUCCCCAGUGUUAAGAAGAAGAAGAAAAAGAUAGAACCAGUUGCCAUUUGUGGUAACGUUCAUGUAGCAUCGGAAGAAACAGAUAGCUCAGCUUUUGAUAGAGUCCCUAAAUCAGGCGAAGCUAUGAGCACAUUCCUGGAACGUACGGGUAAUAAACAACCCGAAUUGAAAGUUGUAUUGAGUAAAGAUGAUUGUCCUAAACAGGGGCGAUUAACAGUCGUAGCAAUUGAAAAGUUACAAGGAAAGGUAACUAAUGAAAAUAAAAAACAAGAAGAGAAAGGAUCACAAAAUAAGAAAACAAAUACAUCAAUAUUGAGGGCACCAUCCCUGCAACUGAAACAAAGUAAAGCCGACAAAGAUAUUAAAAGUCAUAUAAAUAAAUGGGAAGUGCUCAGUGAGACUGAUAGUAUACCCUCUUUAGCUAGCUCUUCUGGUAAUGAUCCCGAAGAUAGUAUACCUUUGAGUCUUUUAAAUGCCAAACAAAAAGAUCCAGGAACAAAUAAACGAAAAUCUAGAGCUUUAUCACCGUCAAAUGAGAUUGAGGAAAUAAUGUCCAAACGGAAAAUUAUUGAAAACAAUACUAAAGUUUGCUUGAGGCCAAAAUCAAGUUUAGCAGUUUUAUAUCCACGCGAGAGGAGACAAACGCGAAGUUUUGAUACAAUCGAAGAUAGCAAAAUAAAAACGAGGAAGUCAGAAAAUAAAAAGAAUGUUGAAGGUGCUAUUGAAAAAGUGUUGAGCCCAAUGAGUAUAAUGACUAGAAGAAAAUCCAGAUGUCAGCUUGGUAAUAAGACGACAAAUGAUAUUCAUUCAAGUUCAAGAGAAAGUUCUUUGGAUACUAUUGUUAGUCGGAAGGUAGUAAGCAAGUCUCGGGAGACUUCUGUGGACACACUUCAGGAUCAAGAUGAAAAUGAACCUCUUCCUCUUAAUGAAAAGGAAAUUGACUUUGAAAAGAGUAUAGAUGUUAUUUCUAAAAAUGUUAUUUGCAAGAAAAGAGCUGUAGCAUCUCGAGAUGAUAGUCCAUCAAACAGUAUUGACAGAGAAAAAGCAGUGUCCAAGAAAAAUCCACGACUUAGAAAGAAGUUCUUAGUAGCUGGUCUCUUUUCUGACUACUACAAGGAAGAUCCAAAACCUGAAGGGAAAGGAAAGAAUAUUGUUACGCAAACUGAAUUUCCCCCGGGGCUGUUAACCCCACCACCGUAUUGCGAACGUUGGGUUAGGAAAAGACUGAUACAUUUCACAUUGCCUUAUGACAUCUGGUGGGAACAGCACUACAAUCAGCCAGUGCCUUCAUGGAAUUAUAAGAAAAUUAAAACAAAUGUGUACUAUGACGUCAAGCCGUCGGCGGACGAGUGUGAGAGCGUGGCGUGUAACUGCGCAGCCCCCACUGGCUGCAACGAAGACUGUAUCAACCGCCUUGUGUACUCUGAGUGCUCGCCUGAACUCUGCCCGUGCGGGGAUAAGUGUAAAAACCAGAGAAUACAACGUCACGAGUGGGCGUCUGCCUUAGAGAAGUUUAUGACCGAGAAUAAGGGAUGGGGUGUCCGGACCAAGCACAAGAUUACCUCCGGAGACUUUAUACUGGAGUAUGUCGGGGAGGUGGUCUCCGAUAAGGAAUUUAAGGAGAGAAUGGCGACCCGUUACGCUCGCGACACUCACCACUAUUGUUUGCAUCUUGACGGUGGACUCGUAAUCGACGGACACCGCAUGGGCGGGGACGGCCGCUUCGUAAACCACUCGUGCCGCCCCAACUGCGAGAUGCAGAAGUGGACCGCCAAUGGUACAUUCAGAAUGGCGCUGUUCGCGCUACGGGACAUAGAGCCAGGCGAAGAGCUCACAUAUGACUACAAUUUCUCACUGUUCAAUCCAGCUGUGGGACAGCCCUGCAAAUGUGAUUCGGAAGACUGCCGCGGUGUAAUUGGCGGUAAAUCUCAACGCAUCACACGAAUGCCACAGAAGACCCAGUCUCGCACUCCAUCCAACGCGUCCAACCAGUCCAGCAGCUCUGCUGGGCAACAGCCGCGGGUGGGGAGACCCCGCAAGGCGGUCAAGUGCAACAAGAAGACGGAAAAUCUGAACGAGGAACGGGAGGUUAAAAAUAUGACGAUUCUGAAGUACCAGCAGCAUUUGAACAAGCUGUGGCAAGACCCCAGUCUGCAAGAGCCUCAGUUCAAGCCGCUUACAGUUAAGGAGAGGGCUCUCGUUAAGGAGAGGCAUUGCUUCUUGUUUAGGAACUUGGAAAAUGUCCGUCGAAUUCGAGAGCGUAUCACCUUGGCAAUACCUCCAUCACCUUCGGAAGAACCCGCCGUUCCGUCACCUCAAACACCCGAAUCAGUGACGGUUGACCCCUUGGCGCUACCCGAUACAAUGAACCCGCAAGUAUUCCUCGACAAGCUGCAGACUCUACGUGCUUCCAAAGAGGAGGUGAUGAAGUUGUCCACCUUCGAAGAUGACCCCAGUUUAGAGACGAAGGCGAGGAUGUCGCGGGUGUUCAAGGCGCUAUAUUUAAUUGUGACCUCGUUCAAAGGCGAAGAAGAUAAACCGUUGUGCACACCAAUACUGAAGCUUAAGAACCACAAAUCGGAUUCGGGUACGGCUGAUCUGAGUAAAAUACAACAAAAGAUCGAUGCUGGCGAAUACGAGAGCGUGGCUCAGUUCGAUAGCGACAUGAGUGGCUUGCUGUCUGCGCUGAUCCGAGAACACACCAAGAUGACAGCUGUGGGAAUGGCCGCCACGCAAUUGAAAAAGGUUUACAACACGGCCAAAUUGGAAUUCGCGGACCAUUUGACGAAAAUUCUAGGAUCACAGGAAUCUCUGCCAUCUAGUUUUAUACAAAAAUCUAAACCAGAGGAAAUAAUUCUGUGUAUCUGCGGCUUACACGUAGAAGAAGGUCUGAUGGUGCAAUGUGGUAACCCCAAGUGUGGUGUGUGGCAACACGCGCGCUGUAUGAGGCUCGCUGAUACCAACUCUACCCAUUACUGCCAUCUCUGUUCUACUGAACCAGUGGACCGCGAGAUCCCUCUCGACGAGUACACGGAGGAGGGUCACCAGUUCUACCUGUCCCUGAUGCGCGGCGGACUGCAGGUGCGGCAGGGCGACACCGUGUACGUGCUGCGCGACAUACCCAUCGACCCGCGCCGCCCCGACGUGAGCAGCGGGCUCGGAGGACACCCAGCGACCGACUCGCCCAACACCAGGCGGCAGGACCGGAAGAAGCUGAAGAACAUCAAGGGGAAGGACAAGGAGGAGGCGCCGUCCAAUAAGAGGGAGGAGAGCUCUGUCCGCAAGCACACGUACCAGACCAUCGGCGCCGUGCCCGUGUCGGAGCUGGACAUCUUCCGCGUGGAGCGACUGUGGCGCCACAAGGACACGCGCGAGCGAUACGUGUACGGCCACCACUACCUGCGACCGCACGAGACCUUCCACGAGCCCACCAGGAAAUUCUUCCACAACGAAGUGAUGCGUGUACCUCUAUAUGAAGCCGUGCCUAUUGAACUUGUCAUGUCACAGUGUUGGGUUAUGGAUCUCAACACUUUCUGCAAGGGUCGGCCAGUGGGUGCGUCAGAGGCCCAUGUGUACAUCUGCGAGCUCCGUGUGGACCGAACAGCGCACUUGUUUACCAAGAUAUCGCGCCCCAAGUAUCCCAUCUGUUGCAAGCCUUACGCUUUCCAGCACUUCCCACAGCGGCUCAAGGUCUCUCGGACUUAUGCUCCACACGAAGUAUCACCAGAAUAUCUAAAAGGUCGAGCAGGUAAAAACUUUUUAGCGCCACCAGAAAAACCCAAGACUCCCCAGGAGAGUAAGAAGAAAAUAGCAGCAACUAAUGUCGCUGUCACAAUAAAUAAUACUAAGGUGCCGGCGAGCCAGCGGCGCGAGCAGCAGAAGGCGCGCGUCAACGAGAUAGGGCGGCGCCUGCUGCGAGCGGGAGCCGCGCGCGGCCGCCCCGCGCUCGACGCGUCCUACCUGCUGGCGGCCCGGCCCCGCCCCGCGCGCAGGGUGCGCGCCGCUCGCUCGUGACCGCGCGACCCGCACCGCUGUCUGGCCUGCAGCGACUGACGACACACACCCGGAGAUAAUACACUAUAUACUCUCUGAUCUGCCACUCAUAUUUUUAUUAUGUAAAACUCAGUGUACCCGGCCAAGAGAUGGCGCUGCGUUAUUUUUAUUACACCCGUAGCGUCCCGGGUACCGACUACAGUCGCUAGAUAGCGCUCAUUAUGUUUAUACUUUUUCUAUUGUUGUAAACCGUACUGAUUACGUAUUACGAUAUCGAUUAACAUCGUAGUUUGUUCUUUAUUUGAAAUUGUGGAAUCUUAAACGUGUUUAUCACCUCGAUUACCACAUGAUAGACAAGUCUUGUUUUAAUAAAUAACUUAAGUGCGUUUUUGCUAACACUAGCUCCAUCUAUCCAUUUAUCAUGUAUGCAAAAUAAUCGCAAUCGUGAUGAAUUUGCAGCGUACCUAAUAGAAUAGAUGGCAGCACUUUCAAUGCAAAUUCUUAUCAUGUGUCAAUGUAGGGAAGUUGCACCCCCCUGACCACACCUACCGCCUGUCUUAUAACUCACCCGCUCUUAGUAAGGCCGGCCCUCCACUGGAUGCGGACUCGGUCUGGCCGGACCAGACCAACAGCUAGACGAGAGCGGACAAACAAAGCAGAAUCCAGCGUCAGUACUUUGUGAACUCUCGACGAGGAAAGAUGUCGAUGUUUCGUCUGGAGUCUGGACUAGACGAAAAAUAAACCUGUUUAGUCGUUGUCAGACCAGUUCACACUUGUUCCCUCUCCUCGAGGCGAGUACUUUGUUUUGUUCAGUCCCGACCGGAGAAAUUCCGCUUCCAAUAUAGGACCGGCCUAAAAGGCGAACGCUCUCAGGAACACAGAUCUUAAAUUAAUCGGCAGUAGUGUUUGUACACUGACCAAUUUGUUGUUAUUGCAACCUGACUGUUGAGCAUUCAGACCGCUAAUAAAUCAUCAUACACAGCCGUAUUAAACAUGUAUACCAUGUCACAUUAUCUCUGUACUUCUGCGUAAAGAAAGAGAAUCACCACAAAAGUCAAAUUAUCACAUAACAUAUUUUUAAUUGUUUUUUUUUUUCGUUUAUUAAUUUAAUUGGUAACCGUUCCGCUUUCUGACCCGCACCUAGCACAGAUGAUGUAAUGAGUAGUUCCUGCCACAUAAAAGGAGCUCUAGCAAAGAAACCUACGCAAUCAACGCCUAUUUGCCAUGAAGCAGUAAUAAGUAAAGAUUAGUGUGUGAAGAUCCCCUGUGAAAUUACUGAUCAAAUGAGACUUAACAUCUUAUGUCUCAAGAUGACAACCGCAAUCAUUGUACCGCUCAGAAUAUUUGGGUUUUUCAAAAAUAUAAAGUGUGAGUGCAUUAAAAUAGGUAGGACGUAUCUGUUACUAUCAGCUGAACGUCCUGCUCGUCGUGUUAUUGUCAUAAAAAAGAUUUGUUGUGAAAUAUGGGGAGACGUGCCACUUGUCGCGGUAUUGGUCGUAAGGAAGUACGCCCGUACAAAACUUAACACACUGUCAUUACAAUGUCGUGGGUAUUAGUCACUUAGCUAAUUGCUCUUUUUAAGUGGCACAAACUUUACUCGUCGAGAGCUUGAUCGUUGCGGCAUAAUUGUUAUGUACAAAAAAAAAACGUAAUUUUGUCUGUAACGAUUUAUAUGCUGUUUUAAAUGAUAAUACAUACAUACAAUAAAACUCGAACGAAACAAUACAGUAUCACUCUAAAGUACGCUUAUGAAGCAUAAUAUAGUGUGUUCUGAUACCCAGCAACGUGAACUGAGGCCUUACAUUGUCAGUAUCAAUGAAGGAUUUUGGAUGUUACAAUUAAUUUAAAGAACAAUUAUAUAUAUAGAACGAAUGAGAUUAUGCAGUAUGCUAUGUUUUCAAAGACCUUAAACUGCAAGUUAACUCCGCCUUGUCUUCACAUCACAUUAUACAAUUCCUUUAAAAUGGUACCAUUGAUAUGCCAAAUAAAAUAAAUAUUCGAAAUAAAAAAUGGUCUACAAAUUUGUAUUAUAUAAAAUGUAAGCAAGAAAAUCUUUGGUAUCGAAUACUUUAGAAAGGGCUCGUCAUAUUAUAGUUAUGCAAUAAGAUUAUUAUAUCAUAUUAGGGCUAACGUCAUAGUUUAGUGACAGUGACUCGAUUAUUAUUGUCAAUGUUAAUUUAUGUAAAUAAAUCGCGUAAUCAUAUUUUUCAAUAUUGAAAUAAUCACUUAUUAGAUAGUUGUUAAUCAGGGAACUAUGCAUUUAUCACGAAUGAAAUUAGUAGUUUUGUGUUUGUUAGCAAACAAUAAAAUUUCAUUUAAAUGAAAGAGUGAAAGUACGUUGACAUUCCUUAAUAAAUUGAGAUUUAGUGACAAUAAAAGGGAUGGGCCUAAUAACGGUUGCAAAAGGGUAAGAACACACCAAGAAAAGGAAUCUCUUAUCAGUUUGUAAAAAUAAUAUUGCUAAGUAAGAUAUUUUGUAUCUUGGUCAGAUCAGAUAUUUUUGUAAUAUAAGAAAAAGUGUUAUAAACCCGACGAGUAUUUUGUCGUCACUUAUUUAAGUAUUUAUUAUUAUUUAAAUGGUUAAUAUUUAUACAUUAAAUUUAUUCAAGUAAGUGUAAUCUUAUUUUAGAUUAUUCAAUCUCGUAGUUAUAUGAUUUUUAUUGUGCUUUUAACUGUUUAUAACACAGCAAAAAAUAUUUCCAUAUAUCAUAAAUUAGUUAUAUAUAUAUUUUUAUAUAGGCUAAUAUUGUUGUAAUUAAAACUUCAAUGACUAGAUUAAUAUAGUAUAGAACGAACGACCAGUGGUGCGGAUUGAUGUUGAGUGUUGAAAGUUUUUAUAAUGGUUAGACAUUGUUGUAUGGCGGUUGUUAUGGUAAUGUUACAAUCAUAAUUAUGUAUUAAUUAUGAUUUAUUAUGUAUUAACAUUAAGUAUUUCUUGUAACAUUCAUUUUUCUCUGGUCACUUAGUAAAACCCUCAAUUUUGUUGGUUUAACUAUGCAUUGAAUUUUUAUUUGAUUGUACACUGAAAAUCUCUCUAUUUUUUCUAUUUUGUAUUCGAAUAGGUUGUAUAUAAUUUACUUAAGGUGGUUGGUUGAUAAAUUUUAAAAUUAUUAAUAUAUUUGGUUAAUAUUGUGUUUAUCGAUUUCAUUCAUGUUUGACGCAUUUGAAAAGGCCCAAAGAUAAAAUUUCUUCGUCAAUAUGCACACGUAAUAAUAAUUAUAUAACUUUAUAUACGACCAUACAAUAAAUGAAAUCGUGAGUCGGGUUGCGCGCCUUAUAAAGUGAUUAUCGUGAACAAAUUGUUUUUGUUUCUUAUUUAUUUGUAAAUUACUGUUAGGUUAUUCCAUGAUUAUGUCAUAAAAUGUCUCAGUAUGAAUGGACUUGUAGUUUUAAGAUCUCUUUGAUAUUGUUUUGCUUUUGCUAUUUACAUUAACUAAUUCUAAACUGGUAGCUUAAUAAUUGAUCAGAUAGUCAAACAGUAUAUAAAUAGUGCGAUAAAUGAACUCAGGAUAAUGUAGCAGUUACGUGUAGACACUGUUGUUAUAAGGUAAUAUUGCACUAACCACUGCCAAAGUAGUUAAGGUCAUAAUUUUGUAAGGUUGCUUUGAAAUCAUUUAAAAUACUGAACCUAUUGUAUAAGUGACAUUAUUAUACUAACGAAAAUAUAUAGCAUAUUAAUUAUCAUUAAUUAUUUAAUUUAAUCAGUCACUUUACAACUUGGGCAGUGGUUAAUCGGCUAAGUUUCGUGGCAUAAUUCUAAAUAGCACAAAUAAGCACUAAGUCGCCUUCUAGUAAGUUAGGUAUACACGAUCACGUUACAAUGUUAUUAUGAAUGUUACACACAUCCGUUUUACUACUACGAUACUAGAAUCGAGAGAAGCAACACGAUGUACUUAAAUUAUAAGAUUUCAAUACAUAAUCUGAACUUCGUUAUAUACUCCGUGCGUACCUAUAUUUGGAAUUGGACACGCUAAUUGCUAAGGUUCCACCUUUAGAUCAUUUAUCCGUCUAGAUAGACUAUGACAGCUGUGAAAACGAAAAAAUAAUAAUAGAGGUUAACAGUUAACCUCUACUUAGAGCAAUGCAUGGACACUAAGACAAAGUGACAUACAAAUCGCAAGUGUAUGACGUAGCUUGUCACGCACACUGAAUUUAUAUAUAAGUUUUUAUCAGUUGUCUAGCAGCAAGUAUCUAGACGUAUAAAUUAUCUAUGGUUCCACCCUUGUUCUGACGCGCCUGGUCUUGCGUUAGUUGUAGAUUGCACUCACGUUUCCUUUUCAGUAUUUUCUUAUAUUCAAACGCUUUUGAGAUCAAAAUUAUACACUCGGAUUGUCAUUGAGCAAGUCAAACUUUUAUUAUUAUUAUUUAUACUAUUAUUUGUACUUAUACUUGAAUCAACUGUUAGUACAAGUCUACUAUUGCCUGAUCUGCGGUUAUACACAAAUGGUUGUAGACAAUUGCACAAUAGAUUAGUAAGUAAUAGUAUUGAACAACUUUAUAUUGUUUUACGAAUGAUUUUCUCCAUUUACUACGACUGUUCAUGAUUGCACGUAGGUAAUCUAAUAAUAUAUGUUGUGAUAGAGUUGUUGGUUCAAGUAUUAGGACAUCAAGUAAGUACACGAUGAAAUCAGUGAGCAGCUUUACUAUUUUAUAGAUAAGGUUUUGUUUUUAAGAUGCCAUUUGUUGUAACUCAUGUUUUAUGAAUAAAUCUAAAUCAAAUA
Molecule: messenger RNA, 14495 nt
Organism: Leptidea sinapis
Lineage: Eukaryota; Metazoa; Arthropoda; Insecta; Lepidoptera; Pieridae
Gene: ash1
Exons: 23
Coding region: 247-9795 (3182 amino acids)
Cellular component (GO): nucleus
Molecular function (GO): protein binding; chromatin binding; histone methyltransferase activity
Source: RefSeq, a predicted model, not a curated record